GCUGCUUGGAUUACGAAUCAGUAUUCGACACUGCGGGUGCGCCAAUUCGAUUAUUGCUAUAACUGUAGCUAGGAUGGCUUCCCCUUCAAUUGCUGGCCGCUCGGCCCGUUCUGCUAUCCACACCGUUGUUGGCAAGCGUUUCCUCUCCGACAUUGCCAUCACCCGAACUGGCAAACCCAUCUUUCGAGUUGAGGGUGGUCGUUCAUCUCUCGGCGGACACACUGCUACGGUAUUUGGCGCAACUGGACAACUCGGACGAUACAUUGUCAAUCGACUCGCCCGCCAAGGUUGCACCGUCGUGGUGCCGUUCAGAGAAGAAAUGACCAAGCGUCAUCUCAAGGUCACUGGAGAUCUUGGCCGCGUCGUCUUCGUUGAGUACGAUUUGCGCAAUACUGCUUCUAUUGAGGCUAGCGUUCGCCACUCCGACGUUGUCUACAAUCUGGUCGGCCGUGACUAUCCCACGAAAAACUUCUCCUUGGAGGAUGUCCAUAUCGAAGGAACAGAAAGAAUUGUCGAGGCAGCUGCAAAGUACGACGUGGAUCGUUAUAUCCACGUCUCCUCGCACAGCGCAAACCCAGCGUCCAACUCGGAAUUCUACGCCACAAAGGGCCGUGGUGAGCUUGUUGCGCGCAGCAUCUUCCCCGAAACGACAAUCGUUCGUCCUGCUCCUCUCUUCGGUUUCGAAGAUAACCUGCUGUUGAAACUCGCAUCUGCCCUCAAUCUCUUUACUACAAACAACAUGCAAGAGAAGUUCUAUCCUGUUCACUCAAUCGAUGUUGGUGCCGCUCUUGAGAAGAUGCUUUACGAUGACUCUACCGCGGGGCAGACCUACGAACUGUACGGUCCUAAGCAGUAUUCUAUGGCUCAAAUUGCCGAGCUCGUCGACAAGGAAAUCUUCAAGAAGCGAAGACACGUCAACAUCCCCAAGGCAAUUCUCAAGCCUGUUGCAAACAUCCUCAACAACGUCUUGUGGUGGCACACCCUCUCUGCCGACGAGGUCGAGCGCGAGUGCAUGGAUCAGGUUAUUGACCCCGAAGCCAAAACUUUCAAGGACCUCGGCAUUGAGCCCGGAGACAUUGCUAACUUCACAUACCACUACCUGCAAGGAUUCCGAAGCCAGAACUACUACGAUUUGCCUCCCGCUACCGAAAAGGAAAAGAAGGAGGACAAGAAAUACAUCCACGUCCUCGACGAGCUUUGAGAGAGUGUUGCAUAUCGGUAGCGCGGGUGUGGUGAGGGGUUACUGUGUACAUAUAAUGCAAUGGGAACUAUUGCUUGUUUUUUUUACUCCUCAAACAAGGUCGACGUGUUUGUAAAAAACAAAUAAAUCGUCUAGACUAAUAAAGUAUUUCAUUUGUUGAUUAUUUGU
Molecule: messenger RNA, 1369 nt
Organism: [Torrubiella] hemipterigena
Lineage: Eukaryota; Fungi; Ascomycota; Sordariomycetes; Hypocreales; Clavicipitaceae
Source: the annotation of a GenBank genome assembly